AAUUGAAGAAGGAAGUUUUCAUUAGUUGAAGGAAUUAAUCAAGAGAUGGAAGUGGAAAUCAUUUCAAGAGAACUCAUUAGGCCAGCAGCCUUCCAAAGGGAUCAAGACCAAAAAACUUUCCAACUUUCACUUCUCGACAUUUAUAUUGGAGUCGAAACUUACACUCCCAUCAUCCUCUUCUACAGCACCAAGAAGAAUCAAAGUAAUAAUAAUGAAAAUACAAUUUCCAGUUUGAAACUCUCUCUGUCUAAAACAUUGGCUCGCUUCCCCAUGCUUGCUGGAAGAAUCAAAGGCAAUUUUGUGCAUUAUUGUUCCUCCAAUAAUGGCGCUCUCUUUGUUGAGGCCUCAGUCAAAACGUCCAUGGCUGAUUUUCUCAAAACUCCACGCCUCGAGUCUCUUUCAAAUCUCAUUCCUUUCCCUGAUUUGGUUUUGAAGGAGCCAUUGGAGACUGCCGUUCAGGUUGCGGCUCAAGUUAACUUUUUCUCGUGCGGUACUGGAAUUGCAAUGGGCUUUUGUUUCUUACACAAAAUUAUAGAUGGAACCACCAUGAGUACCUUCAUAAAAACUUGGGCACUAUCCAAUGAAGGGAUAGUAGAGAAAUUAGCAUGUGGGAGUUAUGAGGCUUCUUCUUCACUUUUCCCAGCAAGAGAAAUAUCAACGAAUUACAAUGAUCUGGUGUUCCCAGAAAGUGCAAUUUUAGUGGCACAACAAAAAAAUUGCUCUGUAAGGAGGUUUGUUUUUGAUGCUUUAGCAAUCUCAAAUCUCAAAGUUAGAGCUAAAUCUCAAAGCGUUUCCAAUCCAACAAGUGUUGAAGCUGUAACUUGCUUUAUUUGGAAGUAUGCCAUGAAAGCUGCAUCGAAAUGUAAAUCAUUGGAAGUUGUUGGAAAUGGUAAAGAGGCAAGUUGUGAUGAUACAAAAUGGGGGUCGCUCUUAGUUCAUAUCGUUAACAUGCGUAGAAGAAUACAACCACCAUUGUCGGAAUAUGAAGUUGGCAACAUCUUUUGGACGAGUUGUGCUUAUUAUGAAGAAUCAGACACAGACGCAAACUUGGGUAAUCUCGAAACUAUAUUGAGACAGUCAUUACUCGAAAUCACCAAUGAUUUUAUACCUAAAGCAGUUGGAGAGGAUGGAUUUGAAACUAUUUUGAGUUCAUUACACCAAUUAGGACUUGCAUAUUAUGCAAAGGGUUCAGAGUCAUUUAUCUUCUCGAGCUGGUGUAAUAUGGGUUUAAAUACAGUGAAUUUUGGAUGGAAUAAGCCUAUAUGGAUUGCAACUGGAGGAAAACCUAAUGAGUCAUUGAUGAUACGAAAUAUAAUUCUGUUGAUGGACAGAGCAUCAGGUGAAGGAAUAGAAGCGUGGAUUACUUUGGAUGACGAAACAAUGAACCUGUUAGAAAAUGACUAUGAGUUUCUUGAGUUUGCUUCCCCCAACCCAGGAAUCACACUGGAUUGAGAUCUCAUAUUGUACUAUUAUUUGUGUUUUAGUUGAGUGGUUCAGCAAUAAUUAAGUGUGUUUUGUUAUUAGAAGCUUUAUAGA
Messenger RNA from Momordica charantia (bitter melon), 1536 nucleotides. Its product is annotated as akuammiline synthase 2. NCBI's taxonomy places the organism in Eukaryota, Viridiplantae, Streptophyta, Magnoliopsida, Cucurbitales, Cucurbitaceae. The record is from RefSeq and is a predicted model, not a curated record.